Closterium sp. Yama58-4 is the source of this 1911-nucleotide messenger RNA. The record is from the annotation of a GenBank genome assembly. Lineage: Eukaryota; Viridiplantae; Streptophyta; Zygnematophyceae; Desmidiales; Closteriaceae.
AUGGAGUGGUCGAGCGAUUCAGACGACGAGUCCGGAAUGAGCGGCUUCGGGCCUAUUGGAGUGGGGGGUACGGGAAGCAGCAUUAGCAAGGACGGUGUAGCACCAGCAGGGGACGGCAAUAUCGACUUGGAUGGAGUGAGACUGUUGCCGUCGUUCCUGCGAGGAGUUAGCGAGGAGAGUAGACGGACGAUUGAGGCUCUCAUGGCGGCGAAGCCGUGCGGGCUGAUAGUGUCAGACGCUUUAGAACCCGACCAUCCUAUCAUCUAUGUGAAUAGUGUGUUCGAGCGCUUGACGGGUUACACGGCGGAGGAUAUUCUUGGACGGAAUUGUCGUUUCCUUCAGUAUCGCGGAGCAUUCGCGCAGCGACCGCACUCUCUCGUGAAUCCCGCCACCGUCGCACGGUUACGCCAGUGCAUCGCAGAAGGCCGCGAGUUCUGCGGGGAGAUUCUCAAUUUCCGCAAGGACGGCAGUGCCAUCAUGAAUACCCUCUGCGUCGCGCCGAUUCGCGGAAGCGACACCAGCGCAGUUACCCAUUUCGUCGGAGUGCAGUCUUUCGCGGAAACCAACGUCGAGCUUGGCCCGUUGCCAGGCCCGCCGCACAAGGAGCCGCAGCAUCUGCCUAUCAAGGUGGUUCUGUUCGGCGGGGAGGGCGCAAACAUGCAACCCCUUAACGACACAUUCGUUCUCGACCUCGCAUCCGACAUGCCGGCGGCACGUCCCCGUCGCGGGUUCCGCGCCCCCCGGGCGGUGGGGGCACACGCUGUCGUGCACGACAAGCAACCCAAGUGGCGCGAGGUCGUGGUGGGGGAGGAUGCCGGGAGCAGCAGCGGUGCUGGCGCUGGGGAGGGGGGCACCGGCGGGGCUGGCGCGACUGGCAGGGGGGGCGCCGGGGGAAAUGGUGACCUGGGGGAUGGGUUGGUUUUGAGAAGUGAUGGGGACGCACGGGCGGCCGCGGAAGCAGUAGAGGAUGGAGAGGGAGUAUUGAGACGGGGCCAGGGGGAGGCGGCGACCCAGGUGUCCGAUACGAGACAAGACGUCUCCGGCGGCUGUACCGCGUCCGGUCGUCUGCUCUCCGAUACGUUCCUUCUAGACCUCGCGCACAACCCGCCGUCGUGGAAGGAGAUCCGCGUGGCGUGGGCGCCGCCCGCGCGCCUGGGGCACACGCUCUCCGCGCUGGGCGGGCGCAAGGUGCUCAUGUUCGGGGGGCUCGCGACGAGCGGCGCGCUGCGCCUGCGGUCCAACGACGCGUUUACCAUCGAUCUCGCUGACGAGCAUCCCAACUGGCAGACCGUUUCCCCCGACGCGCCUCUCCCAGGGGGUGGCGGCGGCGCGAACGGCAGCGGGGCAGGGGGCGGGGGCGGAACCGGCGGAACGCCAGGGGGAGCGUCGCCCCCGCCGAGGCUGGACCACGUGGCGUUCGCGCUGCCAGGGGGGCGGGUGUUAGUAUUCGGGGGGUCUAUCGCGGGGGUAAGCCCUACCCCGUCCCAGGUAUACCUGCUAGACCCGGGGGAAGAGAAGCCGCGGUGGCGGGAGCUGGCGUUUCCGGGGCAGCAGCCGCGGAUAGCGUGGGGGCACAGCACGUGCGUGGUGGGGGGGACGAAGGCCGUGGUGCUGGGCGGACAGACAGGCAAGGAGUGGGUGCUGAAUGAACUGCACGAGCUCUCGUUGCUCAGCGCUGCUGCCAUGACGCCCCCUGCGCGUGGUGUGAGGGACGAGGAUGGAGGGGAGGCUGGGGGGGGUGCGAGGCAGGAGGGCAAUGCGGAGAGUGGUGGUGGCGGGGAGAUGCGGAGGCUGGAGGGGAGCAGUGGGGAGGGGAGGGCGGGGGAAGGGGCGCGUGUGGAGGAAGGGGCGGGGGAGGAGGGCGUGGUUGUAGCACAAGGCCAUGUGGCAUCGGCGUCUAAACCAGGAUAG